This is a messenger RNA of Phytomonas sp. Hart1, 1456 nucleotides long. Lineage: Eukaryota; Euglenozoa; Kinetoplastea; Trypanosomatida; Trypanosomatidae. The record is from the annotation of a GenBank genome assembly.
GCGAACCCUAUCAAGUUUCUUCACAUUUGUUUUGAUUAAAUUUUCAGCUCUGACACGCUUACCCACAUUCAUAACUACAUCUGUUCUGUUUUACUAUGUCGAACGCCGAUUCUAACGCAAUUGCUGUGCAUGACAACGAUGUCAGUGAAGAGAAGGGCUUCACAAAGGAUUACUAUUUCGAUUCCUACAGCCACUACGGGAUUCACAUGGAGAUGCUCAAGGACUACCAUCGUACGACCAGUUACCGGGAUGCCAUAUGGAAGAAUGCAUACAUGUUCAAGGACAAGGUUGUGUUGGACGUCGGCUGCGGAACGGGUAUUUUAUCCCUGUUCGCGGCUCGCGCUGGUGCUCGUAAAGUAAUUGGUGUCGAUUGUAGUAGUGUAGCUGUGCAGGCUCAGGAAAUCGUGAAAGAUAAUGGCUACGCCGAUGUUAUCACCAUUAUUCAUGGAAAGAUUGAGGAUCUGGAGCUGGAUGAAAAAAUUGACAUCAUUAUCAGCGAAUGGAUGGGUUAUUUAUUGUUGUAUGAAUCUAUGCUUAAUACAGUUCUUUAUGCUCGUGACAGGUGGGGCACACCAGAUGUGAAGAUACUCCCGGAUCGUGCAAAUAUGUACGCCUGUGGAAUCAAGGAUCCACAGUACAAAGAGACCAAGUUCAAUGUGUGGGAUAACGUCCUAGGACUCGACUUUUCAUAUUUCAAGCGGUUGAGCUAUAUUGAGCCCUUUGUGGAUACCGUCGAGCAGGAUCAAAUAAUAACGGACAUCGUUCCAUUCUUUUCGUUUUAUAUAAACACCGCCAAGGAGGCGGAUUUGUCCUUUGUGAGGGAGUUUACCUUAGUGGCACAGUGCACGGGAAGUUUGGAUGCCAUCUCCGUGCAUUUCGAUACUCCCUUUGGAGCAGGUCAUGAACUUGUAGUAUUGGACACUUCACCACUACUGCCGCCAACCCACUGGCAGCAGACUGUUCUCUUUUUGUAUCACUCGCUUAAUAUGGAGAAGGGAGAGCAAGCAGUCUUCAAAAUCUCGUGCACGCCGAACGCAGGUAACCCGCGUGAUCUCGAUAUAUCACUUCACUUAGAUUUUGAUGGGGCGUUACAGUCCUGCCAUUACGAUCAGGAGUUUCGUCUUCGGUAAACAGUAGAGUGCUCUUUUAUGAACACAGCGGUGCUUUUUUCCUCCCCAGUGUAUUGCUUCUUUUUAACUCUCACUUUCACAUGCCUUUUAUCUUUUAUAAAGUUCUUUAGCUAGUCACAACGACAUGCCUAUCGGAAAAAGGGAGGGAGGGGAGCGCAGGAGCUUACAUGAAGACCAUGUGUUGCUAAGUUUUUAAAAAAGUGUCAUCAUUUUUUUGCCUAUAUAGUAGUAAAUAAUAACUUGUUAACCAAUUAAGUAAUAUAGCACAUGCAUAAAGGUAGAUGAAAUAAUAUCUGAAUUGUCGACUGAGUGCAUCCCAAUUAACA